AUGCGGCGCCAGCGGUGGGUGCUGCUGCCACCGCGGGUUUUGCGCCACGCGGCCACGCCGCAGCCCCACUGCCGCGGCUACACCACAACGGCAGGCGUAAAUAUCGCUACGAUCCUGCGCGGGACGUCCUCCUCCUCCUCCUCCUCCGUUUCUUCCUCGGCAGCGGCCGUCGCGUGCGAAACGAUGCGGAUGCGUGGACGCGUGGAGGCCGCGCGCGUGCGCGGGAAGCUUGCCUUCAUCCACCUUCGCCAGCCACCUUUCCACUCCAUCCAGGUGGUGGCAUCCGGCACCGCCAUCGUGCGGCAGGUGAAGGACCUCACACCCGAGUCCAUCAUAGACGUGACCGGCACACUUGUUCCUGUGGAGCGGCCGGUGACUUCCGUCAGCUGUUCGAAUUACGAACUCCACGCCGAGCGUGUGGAGGUGGUUAGCAAGGCUGCCACCCCGCUUCCGUUUCCCAUCCGCGAUUGCUACACUAAGCUGGACACUCGCCUGAACCACCGCGUGGUGGACCUCCGUACUCCCCUGAUGACGUCGGUGCUCCGCGUUGUCUCCGCCGUGUGCCAAAGCUUCCGUGACCAGCUGCUUGCCCGUGAGUUUGUGGAGGUGCACACGCCAAAAAUGCUCGGCGCAGCCUCCGAGAGUGGAAGUGCAGUGUUCACGCUUGACUACUUUGGUCAGCCUGGCUACUUGGCGCAAUCGCCGCAGCUUUACAAGCAGAUGGUGCUGAUGGGUGAUGCAAUGCGUGUGUUUGAGGUUGGCCCUGUCUUUAGGGCGGAGAAGAGUCUCACGCACCGCCACCUCACAGAGUUUGUUGGCCUGGACGCUGAACUUGUCAUUGAGCGGUCGUACACGGAGGUGCUGGAUGUCCUGGAAUCGACUGUGUGCGGCAUGGUUGAUCACCUUCAAGGCGAUUGCGCAGCGCUAAUGCGACGGGCGCGGGAGGCGCUGGCUGAGGCCGAUGCUGCCACCUUGGCUUGGAACGAAGGUAAAGAGGAGGAGGCACCCAUUGUGUGCGAGCUGUCGGGGGAGACCCUCGCGGCAUUUGGGGUUUCGAUGCAUGACACAGCAGAGGAAGCCUUGCUGUCAACCGACUACUAUCAUGGCCGCGUGGGCGGCGACAGCGCUCAGGGGCAGGGCGCACGCCGGCCAAAGGUGUUGCGCCUCGCCUUUGACGAUGCAGUGCGGCUGCUGCUCGAUCACGGUGUGACAGAUCAGCCUUUGACAGACUUCACGCUGCUGCAGGAACGACGUCUUGGGGAGCUGGUGCGGCAGCGGUAUGGGGUGGAUGUGUACGUUGUCGACCAGUUCCCGGCCGCAGCGCGACCCUUUUACACCCUGCCGCAUCCGCACAAGGCAGAACUGACGUGCGGCUUCGACAUGUACCUCCGUGGUGAGGAGAUCUGCAGUGGGGCGCAGCGCAUUCACGACGUGACGCUCUUGCUGCAGAACAUGGAGCGAUUUGGGGUAGACGCGGCGGGCGUGAAGGACUACGUGGACGCCUUUCGCUACGGCGCCUGGCCCCACGGCGGCUUUGGGCUUGGGCUGGAGCGCAUUGCGCUUUUUCUGGUUUGCGCGAAGGACAUCCGUCAGAUCUCGCUCUUUCCACGCGAUCCAAAGCGUCUAACGCCGUAG
This is a messenger RNA of Trypanosoma rangeli, 1635 nucleotides long. RefSeq names its product putative aspartyl-tRNA synthetase. Gene Ontology annotation, cellular component: cytosol; aminoacyl-tRNA synthetase multienzyme complex; cytoplasm. The record is from RefSeq and is a predicted model, not a curated record. Gene Ontology annotation, molecular function: RNA binding; ATP binding; aspartate-tRNA ligase activity. NCBI's taxonomy places the organism in Eukaryota, Euglenozoa, Kinetoplastea, Trypanosomatida, Trypanosomatidae. The transcript has a single exon. The coding region runs from base 1 to 1635 and encodes 544 amino acids. Gene Ontology annotation, biological process: aspartyl-tRNA aminoacylation.